UUUGGUCACACAAGUUUUUGACAUUGAUUAACUUUUAAAACCACUUUUGAAAAGAUUGUUUGCAAGAUUUUAUAAUUUUACUUUCGCAACUUUUAAUAAUUUACCUAAAACAUCAAAAUGCCUCCUAUCGAUAUGACCAAUCCUGAGAAAAUCAAAUUCUUCAUAGAAAAUUACGAGAAGACCGCCCGUCUUCGUAUGAGAUGGAAUAACCUUUAUAGCGACAAGUUGCAAAAGGCUGCUACUCUAACCCGAGAAGAAAGAGGAUAUAGGGUCGAGGAUGUUUUGAAAGAAACAAUGGCCGGAGGUUUACCAACUAUAACAAGAGAUAAUAUAUCUGGUGCGAGGAACAAGAGAAAGAUACCACUCCGCGACGCAGCUUAUAUACCAGGUAUAAAAGACAUGAGGAAGGGGCAUUCGAUUGUUGACGUUGGGCUGGCAGAUCCUGAAAAGGAUCCGACCGUCGUCCGACCCGAUACUGACCUCAAACCAGACCCCAAAAUGCGGCCUGUUAAUCCGAAGCAUAGCAGGCUUAUCUACAAAGGUCUUCCGAACUUUGGUCGAGAAGUUUACUUAAGGGAAAGGAAUAAGAUGGCUCCUGAAGAGAAGUAUUAUUUUCUUGAAACUACUGGCUGGGAAUACGGAUGGCGUCUCCACGACAGUUACUUCGGUAGACAUGCACCGGAAUAUGGACGAGUGUGGUUACUGACUCGCGGCUCCGCAUCCCGCAGCGGUCCGCAACCAGAUCCGGACCACUACCAAACCAUAAAACUACCGGGACCCGAUAAAUGUAAUAUGUAGGACGAAUUCUCCA
Spodoptera frugiperda (fall armyworm) is the source of this 811-nucleotide messenger RNA. RefSeq lists its product as uncharacterized. The record is from RefSeq and is a predicted model, not a curated record. The transcript has a single exon. Bases 118 to 798 code for a protein of 226 amino acids. NCBI's taxonomy places the organism in Eukaryota, Metazoa, Arthropoda, Insecta, Lepidoptera, Noctuidae.